Messenger RNA from Nothobranchius furzeri (turquoise killifish), 8753 nucleotides. RefSeq names its product ATP-dependent RNA helicase DDX3X. Lineage: Eukaryota; Metazoa; Chordata; Actinopteri; Cyprinodontiformes; Nothobranchiidae. Gene Ontology annotation, biological process: gamete generation; cell differentiation. The record is from RefSeq and is a predicted model, not a curated record. Gene Ontology annotation, molecular function: RNA helicase activity; ATP binding; RNA binding. Gene Ontology annotation, cellular component: P granule; nucleus.
UUCCGGGUGCUAGCUUGACGGCUACAUGACAGCGUCGGCUUCUCGUCUGCCUCAGCUGAAGAGCAAACCGACGCAGCUGGGUUUGCAAUAAUUACCAUCCUUGAAGCGAAAAUACUGGACUUCACCAUCACUUUAAAUUCGAGAAUAACAUUUUGCAGAGCUAAAUUUAUCCGUUGAAGCCCGUGAAAUAACUGUCAAUUUGUCGUAACCUCCGUAAAUGCGCUAAAGGCACAGAAGCCUAAAAAACACAACAUCAAACCCGGCAAACAAAGAGGUUAUUUUUUCAACGCCACCAUUUUUCCUCCAUAUUCAAUAGUUAUGAGUCAUGUGGCGGUCGAAAAUGCCCACGGUCUAGAGCAGCAGCUCGCUGUCCUAGACCUGAGUGCUCCGGAUGGACAAGGAGGACGAUAUAUUCCUCCACAUUUACGGAACAAAGAUGCAUCCAAGAAUGUAGGAAAUGCGUUUGCUGCUGGACGACAGGGGGCAUACACCAUUGCACCUGCAGCCAACUAUGGAUGGGAUGCAACCCGUAACAACUUUGUGAACGGCUACCAUGACAACCGCAUGGCUGGGAACUCCUUCAACCGCGGCCCGCCUCGAAUGGAGCGGGGACGUGGGGGAGUCGGAGGAGGCGGUUACCGCGGCAACAGGGGUGGUGUCUUCAACCCCAUCAACCCAGCACAGCCUAUGGGUUUUGGUGGGUACGACAAUAAAGACACAGGAGGCUGGAACGCUGCCAAGGACGCUUACAGCAGCUUUGGCAACAGCAGAGGGAAGUCUGCCUUCUUCAACAACAGAGACAACUCCAGCAGAGGAAGGUUUGACCAAGCUGGAUUCGGUGGCAACGGGGGAGGGAACAGCCGCUGGGUGGAGGAGGCCAGAGACGACGGAGACUGGUCCAAACUGCUUCCUCGGAACGAGCGCCUUGAACACGACCUGUUCUCCGCCAGCAACACCGGGAUAAACUUUGAGAAGUACGAUGACAUCCCAGUAGAAGCUACGGGACAGAACUGCCCUCAUCACAUCGAGAGCUUCCAGGAUGUAGACAUGGGCGAGAUCAUCAUGGGCAACGUGGCUCUGAGCCGCUACACCAGACCAACACCUGUUCAGAAAUACGCCAUUCCCAUCGUCAAGUCCAAGAGGGACCUGAUGGCCUGCGCCCAGACGGGCUCUGGAAAAACCGCAGCAUUCCUGCUUCCGAUCCUCAGUCAGAUCUACACAGAUGGACCGGGAGAAGCUCUUAAUGCCACCAAAGCCUCUGGACAGGACAACGGGAAGUACGGGCGCCGUAAGCAGUACCCCAUAGCCCUGGUGCUGGCUCCGACCCGAGAACUGGCUCUGCAGAUUCAUGAUGAGGCCCGGAAGUUUUCCUACCGCUCCAGAGUGCGUCCCUGCGUCGUGUACGGAGGAGCCGACAUCGGCCAGCAGAUCAGAGACCUGGAGAGAGGCUGCCACCUGCUGGUGGCCACGCCCGGCAGGCUGGUGGACAUGAUGGAGAGAGGCAAGAUCGGACUGGACCACUGCAACUACCUGGUCCUGGACGAGGCCGAUCGGAUGUUGGACAUGGGCUUCGAGCCGCAGAUCCGACGGAUCGUGGAGCAGGACACCAUGCCUCACAAGGGCAUCAGGCAAACCUUGAUGUUUAGCGCUACGUUUCCCAAAGAGAUCCAGAUCCUAGCCAGGGAUUUCCUGGAGGACUACAUCUUCCUGGCCGUGGGCCGAGUGGGUUCCACCUCGGAGAACAUCACGCAGAAAGUGGUGUGGGUGGAAGAGAGCGACAAGAGGUCCUUCCUCCUGGAUCUGCUCAGCGCCACCGUCAUCCCCAGCGAGGUACAGGACAGUACUGGAGACAGCAUAGAGAAACCUGGUAAGGACUCGCUGACUCUCGUGUUUGUGGAGACCAAGAAAGGAGCAGAUGCGUUGGAGGACUUCCUGUACCGGGAGGGCUACGCCUGCACCAGUAUCCAUGGUGACCGCUCCCAGAGAGACCGGGAGGAGGCUCUGAGCCAGUUCAGAUCAGGAAAAUGCCCCAUUCUUGUUGCCACAGCGGUUGCAGCUCGAGGUCUUGACAUCUCCAACGUGAAACACGUGAUUAACUUCGACCUGCCCAGUGACAUCGAGGAGUACGUCCACCGUAUCGGACGUACGGGACGUGUUGGGAACCUGGGACUGGCCACGUCGUUCUUCAACGAUAAAAAUGGAAACAUCACUAAAGACCUGCUGGACAUCUUGGUCGAAGCCAAACAGGAAGUGCCCUCGUGGCUGGAGAGUCUGGCCUAUGAACACCAGCACAAGAGUAACAACAGAGGACGCUCCAAGAGGUUCUCUGGUGGUUUUGGAGCUCGUGAUUAUCGUCAGACGGCUGCUGGAGGAAACUCAGGAGGGUUCGGGGGACGUGGAGGACGCAGCCAGGCAGGACAUGGGGGAAACCGCGGCUUUGGUGGAGGUGGUUUUGGCAACUUUUACACCAGCGACGGCUACGGCGGCAACUACUCGCACUCUCAAGUAGACUGGUGGGGCAACUAGGUGUCUUCAUUGGUUCUUCUUUCCUCCUUUAGCUCCUCUCCAUCAUUUCUCUGCUCACUCGCCUACAUCCCAUCUGUCUUGUCACGUCCCUGAAGCCUCCAUGCAUGUUAUUAAACUAUUUAUACUCAUUUAUAUAAACCUCCUAUCUCCAGUCAGUCAUGCCUUUUAUUAGCUUUAGAGUUUUCCUGUGCGUUCAUCUUCUUAGUUCAUAAUCCUGAAAUAGGCCACUUUUAAAGAGGGGAGCUUGAGUUUUAACUGGUUACGUUUCAGCCCUGGACGGCGAUUGGUGUUGGCGUCCAGAUAGCUGCCAUGUUUGGUCUUUGGUGACUUUCCCCCAGAAGAAAAUAACCGAUUAAAGUUCACGGUGUUCUGAGAGCCCGUCGGUGAGGGGGCCGCUGUAGAAAGGGCAGACGUUUGUUUUUACCACUUCAGUUUGAGUUUUCAUUGUGUUUGUCUGCAUUUGUCCCGCUGUAACUUCACUUCAUCCGUGUAUUUAAUGCAUGGCCAUGUUGUAAAUUACCGGCCACAAACUUUUCUAAAAGAUAAAGGAAAACAUAAAAAUAUGCGUAGACGUCAAAUUGUCUGCAGAAAUUCUGACAUUGGAAUAUGCCGAUGACUCCUUUGUUUCUGUGACGGAGACGUGGGCGGAGCCACAACUUUUCCACCCUUUGGAAAACCAAAGUUACUGGGAUCUGCUGGAGACAACGGCAUCGGAAAUGUUUCCCACUAGCACUGAAACCAGAGCUGGUUUAAGACUUGAGUUUAUUUAUGAACCAACAUUAUGGAAUUUCCUUUGUUUCUGUACUGUGCCUUUUAAAAUAAGAACCUUUGUUUCAUCACUAUAAUACAUCACUGGCCAUGAGUAUAGGCCAAGGGUUACCAAAAAGAAUAUAUGUACAUGUAUAAAUCUAUAUCCGAAGUCAUGUGUGGGUCCAAACAUGGAUUUCUUUGCUCCCAUUUGGAAGGAAACAAACUAGGAUUGAACUAAAUCAAACCUUGGCAAAAUCCAAAACUAAAACACUCAAAACUGAUGAGGAGUCGAUUCAGUUCCUGAUCGGGAGAACGGGAUGAGUCCAUUUCCCCAAAUCAUGGAACCACUGAAGCAUUUGUAGGCAUGUGGUUUUAUGGUGUUUGGGGAACGGGUUGGCUCACUCGACCUGCGUCUGCAGCUCCGCGCGGAGCUCGCCGUUUGGUUUCCUCUCAGCCUCCGUCGUCCAGAUCCCUGGUGUGUAGCGGCCCUUCUUGCUGUAAUCCUAACAUCCUGUUCCUGAAUCCGGUCGGAGCGUUAUCGGGGUGUACACUCUUGGUGCCGCCAUGCUGAAGGGAAACCGGAUCUGCUUCCACCACAAACGUUCUCCACCUUGUUUGUAAAAUCUUGUUGGUGGAAACGCGUUUAAAAAGAAAAAGUAGUUGAUCAACUUUCUGCUCACUCUAUCCUGGAGAGUUAAACAAAGAGCCGUAUCUAAAGCAGUUUCUAUUUAGUCCCUGAGAUCGUCGAGGUCUGGGUUUGAAAAACGGGAUAACUGAUGGUUGGGGCUUUCCACGGGUGUGAUGCCACAUAUUCAGAGCACAUCUUAGCCGUUUACUGUGAUCAAGCACAAACUGGUUCCUUAGCCCUUUUCUCUCACAAGCCAAAGUUCUUCGUAAGGUUUAGAGCAGUCUCUGUUUCGUUGUACCAAUCUUGAUUUUCACCGCUUUUCAGGGCCGUCUCAUUACAGCCGCUCUUACAUUAAAUCAUUAAGCAUUAGCUUUUUCUCUCUUUUUGCUCGUUCCGUUAAACUUCAGCCCAGUUUGGGGUGUCUAAAAGCAGCUAAACUGUGCUGAUGGAAACGUGGCAUAACACCGGCCUGACGUGGUUAAGAGACCUCCGUCCGUGUUUCAUCCCAGAUUGGACGUACGGGAUCUCGUAUAUUCGGGCAGUUCAACGGUCCAAAUCCCCUAGCUAGUGGGGACCUGUUCAUUUUAUUAGAACAAUGUAAAUAUUCAACUCUUCAGCAAAAAAGUAAUUUCCAGAAGAAAACGAAUGUCAAAUAUUAGACGUGGAGAGUUAUUGUUUGAUCACUCAGCAAUGGCCAGACGGUGUCUGGUAGGCUUUGUUCAGUGGGAAAUUUGAGCUAAGUUUCACACGUAAACGGCUAAAAACAACAAUAAUCUUUUAAUGCAGGUCUUUGUCAAAUAUCCCACUGACUCUGACUCAUGACAAAGCUGGACCAAGACAAUAAAACAUAUGCAAGUGUUGUUUUUUGGUCAAGUAGUUAAAAUUACGAAGCAGAUUGACGUAAAUCAGCAGGCUUUAGUGAUUACUGUCAGACCUUACUGUCCUGUGUUUUAUUUAAGAGUACUUACUAAAACUGUCCAGUCAUUCUUUAGAGCCAGUUCUCGAGGACAUUAGAAAGCUUUUUCAGUUUUCUAAUAAGAUUCACACAGAUGGCAAGUCACGAAAUCAUGCAAAUCUCUAGAAAACACGUGGUACCAGAGGUGUUUUAAUGCUAAGCUUAAAGACAGCUGUUGGAGAAAGGAACAGCACACUCCACCAUGUCUCUUUAGUUUCUAUCGAUUUGUAAUUACACCAAAAACAGUUACUUUGCGUUAUUUCCAUUUCAGCAGAAGAUCAGCUCUUGUAGCGUGAAGGUUUAUCAUUGUAGUUGAAAUUGUUUAAUGAAUUGAAAUUAGAAGCCAUGAAGGUUUGAGGUGGUUUAAUGAGUCAUUUUAACAUCUAUUGGCCAAAUAUGUUUAACCCUGUGGGCUCGUUAGCAAAUAUUCAAUUUCCUCCUGCAGCAAUGGUGGAUAGUCUCCAUCUUAAGUUUAUUAGUGAGCAAACGACCAGGAGGAUGAUUGAAUCUGUUCAAGAACAAUACGUUGCAAAUGACAAUCAGUUCGGAAGAAAAUGUUAAGUUUAAACAAUAGUUCCGUUUUUCCAUCUGGAUCGUUACGUUUUGAACCUCCAACCCAGGUCGUACAGAAUUAAAGAAGAAAACGGUAAACGGGCUGAUGAAUGUUAAAUGUAGGUAUAACGUUCACCACUGAGUCCUCGUGUUACUGAUUCUUCAGAGCUGUUUCACUAUAAUUCACUCGUGUGCUUCUGUCGAGCCACUCUGACCAUUAGAAUACUAGAGGACGUAAACAGUGAUAGAAACCGUUGCAGGUUGUUGCCGUUGUUGUGCCUUCAAAUGACCACUAGAGGGCAGUGAAGGGACUAGCGCAUCGUUGGCUGCAGUUUGUGUUGAAUAUAGUUUAAAUUUGUAAUUGUAGAUAAAACUUACACUAACUUUUGUAUCGUUUAUGUUACUAGUUUCAAAUAGAAGUCAAACAUGCAAUAAGCUUUGGCUUUUUCUUUGCCCGUAACUUUUUGGUUAUAAUUACCGAAACAAUCCCAAAAUACGGAAAACUUCUAACAACUUUUUCCCAAAUCGACCCGCUUUAAAAAUACACCUGAGCUCUGAAUUUCAACCAAAGUGAAAUGAAGUAAAUUUAUGCUGUACUUGUUCUGACUUGGUGCUCUAAGAAUUUGAGUUUGGGCCAAUCCGAAUGCUUGUUAGCAUAACUACUCACAUUAGCUUGUGAGCAUGCUAACCGCCCAUGAUUUCUUUAGCCUUUUUAGCUUGUACUUAUCGACUUGUCAGUUGGUUAGCAUAUCAAUCUUUACCCUUUGGCAUAAUUGCAUGUUAACCAACCAUCGUACGUUAGCGUGUUUGCUAGUUUUUAACAUGCUAACAAGCUGGACAUUUGAGUUUUAGAAAUGUGCCUUGCAACGACAGAAUUACUAACUCAAUAACACAGAGGUUAGAGCCGGGUAUUGUUCGCUUGGAUUUAAAGUCUAACCAUUCAUUCAAAAGGUAUGAAAGCUAAAGUAUCAGUCGUUUUGCACCUUGAAACCUGUAGAUGUGAAUGUCAGAGAUUGACUACCUCAAACCAGAAGGACAUUACCUCGGGUCAUGUUUAACGGCCAGUGCCCAGAAUUCCUGUUUUAAAGAGGAUUAAGUUCAGCAUCAAAUAUAAAACUUCUUUAGGUAGCAGUGGUACGACCACAUGAAAAAGCCACCUACAGAUCAGUCACACCUAACAACCCAGGCACAAUUUCUAACGAGAAUCCCUGGCUUCUACUGAAUCAUUUCGUACCAUUAGUGUCACAUUUCGAGCAGCUUUCUGCAUUACUGUCUGUCCAUUGGUGUUAACUGCAGUUUGAAUCUAAAACUUUCAUAUUUAUCCAAGUCCAAAACUACGUGGCAAGGCUAAAUACAAGCUAAACCAUUGGGAAGCGCUAACAUGCUAAUGUUCCUAGCGUGUUCCUUCCUGUCGUGUUGGCGUUUACAUGUACCUAUGCAGAAUCUUUAGCAGAUCUGUUGUAUUUCCACUCUGAGAGUGCCUGUAUUAUAAAUCUGAUUUGUUUGGACCACGUUGAGCACGGUCAGUUCAUUCCUUCUGCUCUCCUUUACAAACCCAGCACUUUAGUUUUAAAGUUCUUUGUAAAAGAAAAAAAACCUGUCGAUGCCUUAAAUUGGUGGCGAUACCCAGCCCACGUAGAGCGGACGGCCGAGUUAAGGGUUGUGAUCCUGUCACUAAGUUAUUAGCAGGAGUGUUUUUAAAGAGACGAAGAACAAUAAUGGUGCUAUGCUCCCAUUGCUGCGGCCCGCAGGCCUCUUUGUUGUAAAAUGAUUUAAGAUCCCAACAGUUUGACAGGAAAAGCUGUUAGCUUAAAGCUUGUUUACAUUGAGUCUUAUGUAGCACACGUCCUUCUCACCUCUGAGAGGUUUGUAUGACCGAAGUUGACUGCAGCGUAGCACAGCCAGGUGUCAAAGCGAGGAGUUGCCCACAGUUUAAUGUGGUUUGAGUGUGAGUGUGUGUGUGUGUGUGUGUGUGUGUUGUGUGGAAAGGUUCUUCCAGGUAUGAAACUGUUGUUUUUAUGAUUUGAUUUUACUUUGUUUUCUGGGACCAGGUGGAGUUUUGUUACCAGCAACUGUAGGAUUCAGCUGUUUGCACUCGGGAGUUCUCGAGUCUACCUUCGCUGCUAGUUUGUGUGAUUUAUCGAGCAUUUCUGGGAAAUAUUUAUUUUUAUAAGCCUAACGCAAAAGUUGAUAUUUUACAAAGUGACUUGACCAAAAGACAGUAAACAAAAACACUGGCACUUGAAUGUUGAAUGUCAUUGGUAUGAGUGAAAAUUUCUAUUUUACUGGGGUAGUGUGAGCUUUUUAAUGUUAAAGAUGAGUAGGGUGUUUCAGCUGCGUGUGUCACUGACUUCUGCUCUUACUGGUGCCAAAAUCAGCCAACGGACCACCACCCGGGCACAUUGCUCCUGUAACACCUCAAACUUCCCAUUUUCUCCAGUUGCAUCAGAAACUAGAACGUUUUUCACAUUCAUGGUCGGGAACAGGACUCCGUUCCAAACCCAACGUUACUAAAGGAUAGUCUUGGUGUUUAAAACGGACUCCGUGCUGCAUGAAGCUGAAGGUAAGGCACCGGCUGUGACAUACGAAGGGAAGCACCCUAACCAUGUUACCUUUAAAGUCCCAUUUCUGAUCCAUAAACCUGUUGGUGCAACGGGUUCUUCUGCCGCCUAAAUAUUACGUUAUGAUCGUCCGUUAGGAGCAGUUAAUAAUUGGCAAACAAAUUAGAAAAACAACUAAAUAUGCCAAGGUUUGGAUUAAAAAUGUUAUGAUCAAAGACCAUUUUAUAAAAAAGCAACAUGCAGUACAAAAAACCACAAAAAAAAAACUGAAACGUGUAUCCAGAUUCUCCCCGAGUCAGUUUUCUGUUUCAUUUUUCUUUUCUGUUUGAAAUCUCGACACUUUCCUCCUUGUUGAAAACCCUCGUUGUGAAUGUCUGGCAAGUGGCCGUCUUUAGUCUUCAUCCUGCAGAAUUAACUGUGGUUCUAUUGCUCUGUUGUUGUGGUUUUCCAGGCGGCAGCGUGUUAGUGCUGUCACAGGAAGUUUCUGGCCAGGCAGGAAAAAAAAUGUCUUUGUUUCUGAGCAAACCUUAACGGCAUCUUAGUUUCUCCUAAAGAAGGUGGUCUUUGGGGAAAGAAGUGAAGACCAGCGGACUCUAGAGCUGCUGGCCAGACCCUCGAUGUGACUCAGCAGUAGCACUAGCCUGGUAGUUAGUAUUUGCUUUAUGUAUUAGUUUAGCUGUUGUGCACGACGAGCACUGCACGAAGAAAAAAAGGAUAAAAACAAAAACUGUGCAACUAUUCCGAUUUUACCACAAAUAAAGGUUUGAAUUUGCAGAUGUGA